Notolabrus celidotus (New Zealand spotty) is the source of this 4584-nucleotide messenger RNA. RefSeq lists its product as uncharacterized. The record is from RefSeq and is a predicted model, not a curated record. The transcript is spliced from 3 exons. The coding region runs from base 531 to 2078 and encodes 515 amino acids. NCBI's taxonomy places the organism in Eukaryota, Metazoa, Chordata, Actinopteri, Labriformes, Labridae. Gene Ontology annotation, biological process: positive regulation of translation; positive regulation of cell size.
GAGGGGAGGGGAGGAAACGGGAAAUAUACAGCCAGAGAGAGAGGGAGAGAGAGAGAGAGAGAGACAGAGAGAGAGACAGAGAGAGAGACUGGAAGCAGCAGCAAAUGAGACAGAACAACGAGGCGGGAGAGGUAGAAAGAGAGACAGAGAGACAGAGAGAGAGAGGGAGGGAGGUGGAGAGGGGCCCCGUGUAGGAGAGAGGGCUAGAGGGUGAGGAAGAAGAAGAAGGAGAAGAGAAAAAGUUAUAAGAAGAGUAAAAGAGGGUCCAGGGAAGGGAAAGAACGGGCUGCUGAGAUUAACAACUACAGGAGAGCAGAAGGGGAAACAACAGACAGGAAGGAAGGGGAGGGAGGCAGAGAAAAGUCUCGGGCAGCGAAGGAAAAAAAGAGCUGAAGAAAAAGUUUUCUUGUGGGGAGACGCAGAUGAGGAAAACAGAGGGAGUGAAUGACUGGGCUGGAGAGAGCAGGGACAGGAGGAAACCAGUUCUUUUCUGAGGCGUUUUCAACACAAGCCUGUGGACUUCUUUGGACAUGUACACAGAAACAACGGGACACCAUCGAUUCCUUCAGCAUUUCAACACCUCCAUUCCCUGCUCCUGCCAGCACUGCGUCCACUAUGAGAAGCCGUACAGCCACCACGCUGGGCUUGGAUACCCACCAGGAAUGCCCAGACAGACGGACCACCCAUCUCUGGACUGCAGGAGAGACAUCCAGGCUCCUCGGGUUAAAGACGUAGGAGGGAGAGCUUUCCUGGUUGAGAGAAGCGGUCAUCGCAGCCCACAGAGGAGGCCUGUGUUUUCAGGGCAGAGCCCUCACAGCCAGUCAGGAGACGACUUAAGCCAAGUUCUCCCCUGGGAGUUGAACCCUGCCCAGCGGAGCUACCCACCGCCAGAGCCUGGGGUGAGACAUUACCCGUCUGUCAAAGAACAGUGUGGCUGUGUGGUGCGCAGCGACACUCGGACACACCCCUUUAACACUGGGAUACCACAUCCUCUCCCUCAUCUUCAGGUCAAAGGUCAAGGUUACAGGCACAGAAGGACUAUCCGGUAUGUCUCAGUGGAUGAGGAGCAGGAAGCUUGUGGAUGCACCUCUGAGAACUAUCAUUUGGAGGCACACAAUUACAAUGUGGGUCGUUCCUGCAUGCCAAAUGGUCACUGUGGACCAGGGUCUGUGUUCUUUGAGGGAGGGGAGGAAAGAGAUAGCCAUCAGGACCGGGGACAACUGAGGGGUGGAUCAGAGGAGGGUUGUAAUGGACGUGAAGGCUCUCACAAAGGGUUCUUCCCAACUGAAGUCCCACAGAAACAGUUAAAGCAGAGCAGACAGAAGGUGCCCUGCUUCCCUCCUUCCAGUAUCACCAUCCAGGACCCGUCAAAGUCGAGGACCAGUGACGAGCACCAGCAGCAGGGUUCGGAGGUGGUGAAGCAGAAGAGGAGGCAGGAUUUAGUGAGGGAUCAGAUCAGACAAGUGGUAACGAAUCUGGAGGAUGUGCUGGGGGGGUUGAAGCAAGUUCACGUGGAGAUGAAAGAGGUGGUCGAGCAGAUCGAUCGUCUCACAGCCAGUAUCGACCUCAAUGAGGAGACGGCCUGCAUCACUCAGGGGUCGUCCGCCAACUGUCACGGCUCAGUUCAUCCAGGUGAUCUCAAGGUAGCUCUGCUGCCCAAUCACAAACCUCCUCCUGUCCAAAUGUUGCAACAUGUCGAUGAGGAUCGCAUCAUCUUAAGAACUAACUCGCCCUCCCCUGUUCACAUGGCGUCCGUUGUCAAAACCAGCCGCUUCACCCCCCCCAGUCACACUAAGGACAUCAGCCAUGAGAGGCCAGGUGUGAACGGCCACCCGCCUCACCUGUGUCCUCCCAGAGACUCAAACAAUGUUGGACAAACUUAUCCUGAACCCCACCCCCCACACAGUCUGGACCCUAAAGUCAUAAUUGGGAACAGCACCUCUAAUUCACGAACUCAGAAGCCUCCUCUGUACCCUCAAAACGGGCGAUGUGGCAAAGGCCCGUACCCGCCUCCCAAACCUGUGAAGACCCCUUCCUAUCCAGGAGGGAGGGGCCGCCAGAGUGCCAGCAUUGUGUGAAGGAGGGAGGGGUGGUCUGCCCGGUGCCAUGGGGGCCUGAAACAUGAGACCCUGCUGCAGAGAGUGGAGGUCAGAGUGGGACCAGGCAGGGGAACAACUCAUGGAGGAGAUGAUGCCGCUGAGAGGAGCUGUCAGCCAGUGGAAGCAGAGCACGGCCUGAAGGUGGGGGUAUUUCCAAAGGGAAAACUCCCCCAAGAGUCGACCCAAUGCUGUAUGUCACAUGCGCACAGAAGCAUGGAGGAGUGGAAGACGAACCUCUCUGGAGAAUCUCUGCUUUUUUUUGCUGUUUCUGGUGAUGUAGUGUCAAGUACUAAACGGAUAAACUGUGAACUGCUACUCAACAUCCACCAGUAGAAACAUAAAGGUAUCUUUUCAUGACUGUGUUAACUUAUUUGUACUAUUUUUAUUGCAAAGAAAUCUAUUUUCAGGCAGCUUAAACCAGUUUGGAUACUACCUAACCUAAUGUAUGCGAUGUUGGGAUUUAUGCCAUCUGCAUUAUUGUAAAGAUAUUUUACAAAUAAAGAGUGUAGACUGUUUUCCUUUUUUUUUUUUUUUUUUACAUUAUGUAAGAAUAAUAAUCAGUACAGGGACAAAAAGUUGGAACAGAAGAGCUAAUUUUUUAUGCAAUGGAUAGAUUUUCCAGCACUUUUCCCACACAAGUAAAUCUAACAUCUCAAUAUUCGGACUCUUGAGAUGCAGAAUUGGCCGGAGAAGGUUCCACAUUUGAAUACAAAAUAAAGGACGGCAGUAUCGCAUGACUCCAGACUCUGGGAAAUGAUUAUGCAUUCACUUUAUCUGGAAGAUGUUUCCCAAAUGUUUGUUGAUGCUGUAGAAACACUUAUCUGGUAGAUCUGGGGAUGACAGCGUGUGAUCUCUCAUGGCCUUAUUCUGUCAGGGCGCUCGCUGUUUGGUCCCAGGCCCGUCGGGUCCAGCGUCAGCAUCUCUGUUUGUUUAAAUCUUGUCUGAGACUUUCCCCACUGUGCUCUCAACCUCCUGCUGCUGCUAUCAGAGCACACCGUUUCCGCUCCGACAACUAAUAUAAUUCAUCCCCCUCACCACACAUCCCUCUCUCUCUCUCUCUCUAUCCCUCCUCCUGUCCUUAUCACUGAUGGAGAGCUAUAGUGACAGAUGCAGGGUGACACAUACAAGCUGUUAACUGUCCCAUCGACUCAGUCGCUCACUGUCUGUCUGCAGCCUACAGCGGUUAUGAGUAAUUGUGAGGUAAUGGUGAGUGAAAGGUGAAGUUGUGAAGAGAUGAUGAGCUGUUAAAUAUCGAGUAGUUCAAGAGGCCAUUUUCACUUGUCAAGAACAUUAUCCCGCUUGUUUGGCCCCUUAAGCAUCCUGCUGCAUCAUGUUUUCAAUCGACUGAGGCUGCAACUGGAGAUGAUCUAAAUUAUUAAGUGAUCUGCCUAUUACCUAAUGUAUCACCAUCAUAUACAGCAGUGUCUUAUAUGUUAGAGAAAUGUGACUUUUGAAAUUUUGAAAAUUGAGUUCCCAAAGGUUGACAUGACACCAAACAUCUAUCUUGCUCUGAUGAGGGAUGUGCACUUUCAGAUUACUUAAUGAUUAAACAUCGUCACUCUCGCUUGUCGACCUAAGAUUCCCUCAUCAGUUGAACGAUCCAUUGUGUUGAAAAUUGUAGGUUUGAAAUGCAGGUUGUGUUGUGUCUAAGCUGAAGUGCAGCCAUCUGCCUCUAUUCAGUUUUAGCUUUAGCUUAGCUACUGCAAUAUUUCUAUAAAACUCUACUACCCGGAUGUAAACCAAGCGGCAACCUCCAGUCUCAAACUAUGAAGCCCAUGCGGAAGUGUUAUAAGCUGCAAUUCAUCGAGAAUCCUCUUGUGGCUGACCGCAGAAACACCGGAAACCACAUAGACACCAAUUCAAAAAAGACGAUCUUUGCAGCAUUAAUAAACAUGUUUACAGCCUGGUUCAAAAAACAGCUUGGCUCUACGUAGCUAAUUUCUCUAUCAGCACACACUGUACGGGGGGUGAAUUUUUUUCUAACGCGACGGUUCAGAAGAUAUUAAGAUUACGAGUUUUGCACAAAUAAGGACAUGACUGACUUGACUCCCGGACGGGCUCACAUAGCUGUUGGCUAGGAGGCUCAAACCCCACCUCUUUACGUCACACUCUGCCUGGUUGAGGUCUGCAUUUCAUAUAUGGCUGCCGCUGUCCAUUGGCUUCAAAACAGCUCUCAGGAACAGAUGGUUGACGUCACGGAUACUAUGUCCAUUAUUUAUACAGUCUAUGGUGUAAACAGGCACUGAUACAUCUCAUAGCUUGGCCCGAUUUGGCAGUAUUUGAUGUUGUAUGUGGGCUGUGUCUGGUUAAACUGACAUAUAACUACUCGACCACAGCAAUGUGUAACCAGCACAGAGGACUGAAGGCUGGUGGCGCUAGCUCUGCUAAUGUAAGCCCCAGUCAGUAAACCAAUUUCACAUCAUUUACCUGCUAACUCUGUGACCCUGUGUUUAGCAAUGUUAAAUAAAAUUGUGCUCAAGUUGAA